Molecule: messenger RNA, 789 nt
Organism: Psammomys obesus (fat sand rat)
Lineage: Eukaryota; Metazoa; Chordata; Mammalia; Rodentia; Muridae
Gene: Plac9
Product: placenta associated 9
Exons: 4
Coding region: 183-509 (108 amino acids)
Source: RefSeq, a predicted model, not a curated record
GGAGAGGUUGCCUUCAGGAUGGGAUCCCAGGCUGCGCCUUCUCCCAGGGUACGGUGGGGCUUCUGGAGGGGGCGGGCAGGUUCUCUGGAGCCAGAAGCCCGGAGCCGCCCAGAAAUUUUGGCUCGUACUUUGCGAUCCCGGGGAGGCGACUCCGGACAGACUGCACUCGGUGGCUCGGUACCAUGCAGCCGCUGCUCUGCGCGCUGGCCGGGCUCGCUCUGCUCCGCACUGGGGCGGGCGAAUGGGACCAAGGACCCAGGGACAUCCUCGGACGGCGAGCUGUUGAGUCUACCAGUUCCUCCAGAGAAGAGCUACCUUGGAGCCCAGGUUGUGACAGACAUAUGGCUGUCCAAGGCCGUUUAGAUGUCAUGGAAGAGAUGGUGGAGAAGACGGUGGAGCACCUGGAGGCAGAAGUGACAGGUCUGCUGGGCCUGCUGGAGGAACUGGCUUCAAACCUACCCCCAGUCCUCAGUCCUCAACCUGACCUGCUUGGAGACGAUCUCUUCUGACCACCAGGGGUCAGAAGCCAGGAGCCUGUCAUCCCUUUGAGAACCAAGCCAGAUCUUGCCUUCCUGCCCUGCAUGUGAAUAAAAGCUACUUAGGCUGCUGUGUCUGCUCUUGUUUUGACCUCUGAAACCAGAGCCCCAGCUCUUUCUAUCUUGCACCAAGCCCCACAUGCUGUUCUAGCCCUAAGUGCUGGAUAACCUGUGUGUCCAAACUUCCAACCUUCUAGGGACAAACCACAGAGACUGACUCACAGAAUGUGAGACUCCUGAGGCCUCGAGUGGU